AUGGCGGAGGCGGAGGCGGAGGAGGCGGCGGUGGAGGCGGCGUCGGAGGCGGCAGAGGCGGCGGAGGCGGCGGAGGCGGCGGAGGCGGCGGCGGAGGCGGUGGUGGAGGCGGUGGAGGCGACGGCGGGUGGGGAGGUGGGUGACCGCCCGCUCAACCAGCCGCUCGCCGACAAGAGUGGCGAGCAACGCACGCACGCAGGCCGCGGCGCCUUCCCCUCAGACGCCGCCGCGGCUGCCACCGCCGCGGCUGCCACCGCCGCUGAGGCGAACCGGCAAUCCGCUUCCGCUCCCUCUUUCGCCGCCCGGGCGGCGGAGGAGGAGGAGGAGGAGGCGGCGGAGGAGGAGGAGGAGGAGGAGGUGGAGGAGGAGGAGGAGGAGGCGGCGGAGGAGGAGGAGGCGGCGGAGGAGGAGGCGGAGGAGGCGGAGGCGGAGGCGGAGGAGGCGGAGGCGGAGGAGGCGGCGGAGGAGGCGGAGGCGGAGGCGCGGCGAGUCGCGGAAGAAGAGGCGGCGGCGGCAGCUGCUCAGGCUGAGGCCGACGAGGCUGCAUUGCGGGAGGAUGAGGCUGCCGCAGCGGCGGCGGAACGGAGGGCGGCGGCGGAGGCGGCGGAGGCGGCGGAGGCGGCGGCGGUCGCCGCCGCGGAGGCAGAGGCGGCAGAGACGGAGGCGGCGGCGGCGGCGGCGGCGGCGGCGGCUACUGAGGCUGCCGCAGCUGCAGCGGCCGAGGCGGCGGCGGAGGAGGAGGCGGAGGCGGCGGAGUACGAGGAGGGGUACGAGGAGGGCGACUUUGAGGAGGGUCAGGCGGAAGCGGAGGCAGCGGCGAGGGCGGAGGCGGAGGAGGCGGAGGCGAGGCGGGUGGCGGAGGAGGCGGAGGAGAGGCGGGUGGCGGAGGAGGCGGCGGAGGCGGAGGGAGAGGCGGUGGCGAAGGCGGUGGCGGCAGAGGAGGCGGCAGCGGCAGAGGCGGCGGCAAAAGCGGCGGCAGAGGCGGCGGCGGCAGAGGCGGCGGCGGCAGAGGCGGCGGCGGCAGAGGCGGCGGCGGCAGAGGCGGCGGCGGCAGAGGCGGCGGCGGCGGAGGCGGCGGCGGCAGAGGCGGCGGCGGCAGAGGCGGCGAGGGUGCAGGCGGAACGAGAGGUGGCCGAGGCUGCUGCUCGCAAGGCGGUCGAGCUCGCUGCGGCAGAGGCCGCGAGAGCGCAGGCGGAUAGAUGGCUCCGCAGCCGGCGGGCUGCCGAGCAGGAUCCGCACCUUCACUUCCCCUACGGCGGCGUGGCAGACCUGCGCGGCCGCGACGGCGCUUGCUACAACUUCUUCUCUGCGCCGGGCGUCUCGCUCAACGUCAAGACAGAGGAUGCCACCUUCACGCUGCACGAUGGCAAGCUCACUGUGGACGGCUCCUUCAUCACCGAGGCGCACCUCGUCGCCGGCGCCGGCGUGUGCCCUCCCGAGGCACCGUCGUCCAAAUGCGCCGGCGCCUACAAGAAGCACUUCAACGUCUCGUACCGCGCCUCCGAGCUCACCGAGCAGAACGCCGGCUUCACCUAUCUACGCGGCACCUGCGGCGGCGGGAAGCCCUUCGAGGGCGGCAUCGCGUUUACGAGGCGGUGCGAGGAUGUGCUCGUGCAGUCGCACUUCUCGAGCGCCAACUUCUCUGUGCGGGGCUGGACCUUCGUCGCCGAGGGCGCCAUCGAAGGCUCCGCCGCGCUGUAUGAGGUAGCGACGCCGUACGAGACGCGCUUCGCUUUCUCGCGCUUCGACGCCGCCGAGCAGUUUUCCUCGCCGGCGGUGGACAGCGGGCGGGUGGAAACGGGCGGGGCGGGCGACGCCUCUGCUAUGGAUUAA
Emiliania huxleyi CCMP1516 is the source of this 1833-nucleotide messenger RNA. RefSeq lists its product as hypothetical. Bases 1 to 1833 code for a protein of 610 amino acids. The record is from RefSeq and is a predicted model, not a curated record. NCBI's taxonomy places the organism in Eukaryota, Haptophyta, Isochrysidales, Noelaerhabdaceae. The transcript is spliced from 5 exons.